CGACCUGCUGUCAGAUUCAUAAAACUUGUAAACUCCGCCCACUCGACAGCCGGCGUCUGUUUACAGAAAGUCGCGGCGGCGGCGGCGUGGGAGCGAACAUGUCAGCCUCCGGCAGCUCGGUGACAGCGUCCGUGUGAAAGCCGUCACACGUGUCUGCGCUCGCUCUUUGUGACGUCGACGCUCUCGUACGUGACCGGCGGCCGACUGCUCGGCGUCCGGGAAGGCACAGAAGAAAAGCCCGUCUUCGGAAUUCCGCUGUCACCGGCAAUGGCGAGGCGCAAAAGGCGCAACAACCCGCCCGAGCAUCGCGCUUGAAGCCCCCCCCACCCCCCCCCCCCCCCUCAUCCCCCUGUGCCUGGAGCGUCGCUCAACCCCACGCGAGCCGCUUCCUGCGCCACGACGACAUGGACAGCCCGGCCACCGAGAACCCCGGCAGGGCUGCGGAGUAUUUACAGGAGCUCAACAAGAUCAUCGAGACGCAGCAAGAGUUGCUGGAGAGGCAGCGGGCGCGGAUCGAGGAGCUGGAGCGGCAAGUGUGCGACUUGUGCGAGGAGAACGGCAGCCUGAAGGAACGCUUCCAGCGGCACCUGGCGAGCUGCCGGCUGGUGCAGGGCGCCGACGGUCCGCACUCACUCGGGGCCAUCCAGGAGCAGAUCGCGCCUGACAAGUCUGAUGGUGAUGUCUCCAGAAUGGUCAGGAGACAUGGCUCCCUGCCUGUCCAAGUUCCUGAGACUUCGGGGAGCAUCGUGUCAACUGGCAGCAGAGGAGUCAUCCCAUGUCGCAAGUGGAAGUCUGCUUCCUUUGGUGUGGAAGGGGAUGGACGGUCCAAUGAAAGCGGUCCUUCCUUGGAUGCAGACGCAGGUUAUGGGCCGGGACCGGUGACUCACGGUUCAGGCAUCAGCCCUGACCGUUUUGAUAGCUCCCCCUACAGCCACGGGGUUCAACCUGGGCCUCAGAGACCCCGUCGGCCAAAGCUCCAGCACUCACAGUCCAUCCUUCGGAAGCAGGCGGAGGAGGAGGCCAUCAAGCGCUCUCGCUCGCUCUCAGAGAGCUAUGAGCUCUCUGCUGACCUCCAGGACAAACAGGUAGAGAUGCUCGAGCGCAAAUACGGCGGACGAUUCAUAACUCGGCACGCAGCACGCACGAUCCAAACUGCCUUCCGACAGUAUCAGAUGAACAAAAAUUUCGAACGUCUCAGGAGCUCUAUGUCUGAGAACCGCAUGUCCAGACGCAUUGUUCUCUCCAACAUGAGGAUGCAGUUGUCAUUUGAGGGUCCAGAGAAAGUGCACAGCUCCUACUUUGAAGGAAGACAGGUGUCUAUGACUGAGGAUGGCGCCCCACUGUCCAUGCUGCAGUCUGAGUGUGGAGAUAUACAGGUCCACCAGCAGGCCAAUAUGGCGUCUCAUCCACCUGCACAGGGUGAUCUGACAGACGCCAUCACAGAACUAGAAGACGCCUUCUCCAGGCAGGUGAAAUCCCUGGCCGAGUCAAUAGAUGACGCACUCAACUGCCGCAGCCUUCAGGGGGAUGAAGGUCCGGACCCUGAGGUGGAAAGGGUGGUUCCCUAUCAGGUGAAGUCCCACCGCAGACCAGCUGGACACAUCCACGAUGACUCGAUGGCAUCUUAUAGCGAUGUCACUCUGUUCAUUGACGAGGAUGACAUGUCGCCUCCCAUUGCUCUGUCAAGGUCAGGGGAGCAGCCUCCUGGCACAGAAUCGGACAUGCGCUUGCGGUCAGUCAACUCCUCCCAGGACUACUGGCCUAUUGACCCGAAAGAUGAGGGUCGCGACACGGACACAAGCUGCCGUAGCACUCCUUCUCUGGAGUGCCAAGAGCAGCGUCUGAGAAUGGACCAUCUUCCUUUGUUGACUAUAGAGCCUCCUAGCGACAGCUCUGUAGAGCUAAGUGAUCGCUCCGACAGGGGCUCAAUCAAAAGGCCACCUGUGUAUGAGCCUCACGGCCACAUUGUAACAUCAUCCCAAGCAAGUCCCAAACAUAUUUCCCAUGGACCCCCGCCACGAGCGGCCUCCCGUGACGACGAUGCCCCUUUACGUCACCGCCACCGCCAGCUGGAGAGCCACCUCGCAAUCAACGGCUCAGCUAACCGGCAGAGCAAGUCAGAGUCUGACUUUUCGGACGGCGACAACGACAGCAUCAACAGCACUUCUAACUCCAACGACACUAUCAACUGCAGCUCUGAGUCCUCGUCGAGGGACAGCCUGCGAGAGCAGACGCUCAGCAAGCAGACCUACCACAAAGAGACCCGCAACAGCUGGGAUUCGCCCAUCUUUAGCAACGAUGUGAUUCGCAAGAGACAUUACCGCAUCGGCCUAAAUCUUUUCAACAAGAAGCCAGAGAAGGGCAUCCAGUACUUGACCGAGCGAGGCUUCAUCCCUGACACACCGGUCGGUGUGGCUCACUUCUUGCUGCAAAGGAAAGGCCUGAGCCGGCAGAUGAUCGGAGAGUUCCUGGGAAACCGACAGAAACAGUUCAACAGGGAUGUUUUGGACUGUGUGGUGGAUGAAAUGGACUUCCAGAGCAUGGAGCUGGAUGAAGCCCUCAGGAAAUUUCAGAACCACAUCCGUGUCCAGGGAGAGGCCCAGAAAGUGGAGCGACUCAUUGAAGCCUUCAGCCAGCGCUACUGCAUCUGCAACCCCACAGUCGUGCGGCAGUUCAGGAACCCCGACACGAUCUUCAUCCUGGCCUUUGCAAUCAUCCUCCUCAACACAGACAUGUACAGCCCCAACGUCAAACCCGAGAGGAAGAUGAAGCUGGAGGAUUUCAUCAAGAACUUAAGAGGUGUGGAUGACGGUGAGGAUAUACCCAGAGAGACCCUAGUGGGAAUCUAUGAGAGGAUCCGUAAACGAGAACUGAAGACCAACGAAGAUCAUGUGUCACAGGUCCAGAAGGUUGAGAAGCUCAUAGUUGGGAAGAAACCAAUCGGAUCACUCCAUCAUGGACUGGGAUGUGUUCUGUCACUGCCCCAUCGCCGUUUGGUGUGUUACUGCCGCCUCUUUGAAGUGCCAGAUCCAAACAAGCUCCAGAAGCUGGGCCUGCAUCAGCGGGAAAUCUUCCUGUUCAAUGACCUCCUUGUGGUGACGAAGAUUUUUCAGAAGAAGAAGAACUCGGUGACAUACAGCUUCAGACAGUCCUUUUCUCUCUAUGGGAUGCAAGUCAUGCUGUUUGAAAACCAAUAUUACCCCAACGGAAUCAGACUUACGUCAGCCAUCCCAGGUGCGGACAUCAAAGUCCUCAUCAACUUUAAUGCGCCCAACCCCCAGGACCGCAAGAAGUUCACCGAUGACCUGCGAGAGUCCAUUGCUGAGGUCCAGGAAAUGGAGAAAUACAGAAUAGAGUCCGAGCUCGAGAAGCAGAAGGGGGUGGUGAGGCCCAGCAUGUCGCAGAGCUCCGGCUUGAAGAAAGAGACGGGAAACGGCAGCAUGAACCGUGCGAGUCUGGACGACACCUACGCCAUGGGUGAAGGGCUGAAGAGGAGCGCCCUCAGCAGCUCCCUGCGGGAUCUCUCCGAAGCAGGCAAGCGGGGGCGUCGCAGCAGUGCAGGAUCACUAGACAGCAAUAUGGAAGGGUCCAUCAUUAGCAGCCCGCACACGCGGCGAAGAGCCGCCACCCCGCGUGAGGGCGCGUCCCGCGAGCAUUCCUCCCUCCCCAACUCCGCAUCCACCUCCAUCCUGGGCUCGCUGUUCGGUAGCAAAAGAGGCAAAGCGUCCUCCCAGAGCCACGGGCCUUACCCCCCGCCCGGCCACCCCACGCUCAUAUCCCACAAGCCCCACCCGACCAACCUGCACCACACGGCUCAGGUGGUGCACGGCGGGCAGGCGCCGCACCACGGCCACCACCCGCAGUACUGCCAAGUCCCCCAGAACCCACCGCCUUACCACCACCAUCACCACUACCACCCCCCGCCCCACACCCAGUACCACAAGCACCCCUCCUACUCCUCGCACGCGCAUCAGCACACCCAGCACAGCCAUUACAGCCAGCAUUCUCAUCACGCCUCCCACCCCCAGCACGCGCCCCAUCACCACGGUACCCAGCAGGCGGCCGCGGUGCCCGGCGGACCCAAAACGAAACACAGUGGCAUCAGCACCGUCGUGUGACGGCGAGGAGGGCACCGAAAACGAGAGACUGUUUCUGACACCAAAGGGGACUGACUGACGGCGCGACUCGACGGCCUUUCCACUGUGUUUUACUGCUGCUGCCAUGGAAACCACCUGCGGGCACUGUUUCAUCUCCGCAUCCGACUAAUAAGCAGGAUGGACGAAUUGGACCACAAUUUCCCACCAGGGGCCUUUAUUACUAGUUUGUUUAAUUCUGGGUUUCCCUCCCCCUCGCUUUCCCCUUCCUCCCUCAUCAGGGUUCAGCGGUGGUGUGUGGAUCUAUACAGAAAGAUGCCCUUUGUCGUGCACAACACGCACGUGCGCGGCCGUAUCGCCGAACUGCCCCCCCCCCCCCCCCCCCCCCCACACACACACACACACACACACACGCCCUCCAACCCCUCCAUAGCCUGUCUCACCUCCGUGUAAUCAGGAGGAAAAAGACACCCUGGCGCAUCGAUGAUGGACAUUGUCAGGCAACAACUUUUAUUAUUAUUAUUAUUUUUUUUUGGUUUGCAAGUCCCACGGAUGCUAUUUGCCCUUCCCUUCCGACAGAGCUCACAUGUAACUACGAUAUAAUCGUUUGACUUAAAACCGGAGGUCAGGUAAGCAACGUUUGAGUCCUAUUAGUUCUAGUGCUGUAUUUACUGUAGAUGACAGCUGUAUGUGUUGUCUCCUUGCGCUCUCAUACAUACACGUGCCAAUUAUUAAUGCAUAAUCUAUUUAGCCAAGACUUCCUGUACAGUGUGUCGUGUGUGAUUUGUAAGAUUAUACCUUACAACUAUUAUUAUCAGCAAAAACUAUCAGUAUUAUGCUGACUCUGGGGGGCAGCAAGCUGUAGAUGCGGAGGCAGCGAGAUCGGCCCGCGGUCGGCCUCUGAACUUUGGCCUUUGAGCCGGCAGCCGUCGACGCCCACUCGAAAGUGCAAAUUUCUCAUUGCAGCUCACGAAAUUUUAUUUGAGACCGAGGCUCAAAAACGUGAAUGCGACUGUUGAAGUGAAUGCACGCAUUACAAGGGACGGCUUCCGUCACCACUUAUUAAUUACCAACUCUCACCAGAAUUAUUAUUUUUUUUCCCUUGCAUUUGCCCGAAGUUUUGGCGAAUGACUUCUUACAUCAGUUCUUACAUAGUGAAGUCUUUGUUUUUGUAUCAUACGUGCAAUAUCUUUGUACUGAUUAGGAACGAGCAAAGUGUCCCUAAAAAAAAAUUGUGUCAUUUAUGUUUGUUUUGCAUCGUUAUUUAUUUUUGUUUUUCAGCCCCUCUUUGUCUAAAUGAAUGCUCGCUGCAGGCUCAGAGCCCGGUGGAAUGUCUAUAGUGAUUUUUUUUUUUUUUUGCAUGUGCUGUUAUUGAUGUGAGGCUGUCCUCUGCACAUUGUAUAACAAAUCAGUGUUACCAUAACAAGUUUUAAGUGCAAUCAUGUUCCCAAAUGCAGAUUUGUACUGAGAGUGGAAGUCUUCUGUUGGCCAGGAUGAGAUUCAGGUGAUAGAUAACCCCCACCCCCCGCCCUCCACCCCACAUUUUAGGAAUACAUAAAUGCCUACAAGGGAAGAAAGAGAGAGGAGGAAUGUGUGUAUAUAUUUUAUUAAAGAACUAUACUUCUUGGGCUGAGCAGAUAUAUUUUGCUGGAUAAGCACAGAUAAAAUCUCGUGUCAAUAAAUGUAGUUAUACGGCAGAAAUGUAAGCUGAACACACACAAAAAAAAGUUGGGAGUAUGUAAAGAAUAACUUUAUACACAAAUAAGAGUCUAUUCUAGUGUGCACAUCGGUAAAAGUAGACAAUUUGUUCCAAUAUUCAGGUUGUACAUGUAUUUUACGAGUCACAACGAAAUCCGCGGCCAUCGAUCAGGCUUCCGCCUUUCAGGUCCUCACAUAUCGGACAGGAGCAAUCAGCGUCUUUGCGUGUCUUUCGAUUUGAGUUGUACGUUUUGCGAUAAUUUGGACCUCGAAGGUUCAUGUUUGGCGUGCGGUGUCCACCGUCAUUUCUUUGUCAGAAGGAACCCCAACAAUGCACUGCACGGAUUCAAUCCAUCACAAGUCCUACUCACUGUGAGCCCAUGGGUUAAAGAGGAGGGGGGGGGGGUAAUGGAAAAAAAAAUCAGCCGAUCAUAGAAAGUGGCGUACUUUUGUUUGUUUUUUUUUUUAUUGUUUGAAGUUUGCCAAUGUUGCUGUGUUUCUUGCUGUUUUUUUUUUUUUUUUUUUGGUGUUAGGCUGGUUAAUAUUAAAGCUCAGCAUGAAUUUCAUCAACAAAGCCAUUGUGUACAUUAUGAACAUGAAGAACAUUGCACUUCCUUCGCCGAGGGCUUUCCUUGUGUAAAUAUGGAAUAUUUGGAUGUGCACAACGCUUGGAAGGAGGAUUUAUCUUUAUGAAGGUGUAAAGGGACCAAGUUCGUGGUUACAAGAUGUUGUACAUAGUGUGAAUAUGACCCAUACGCUCUUCUGAUAUCUGCCGUUUUGAUCAGGAUGUACAAACAUCACCUCGCAGAUGAGUGAGGGGGGUGAACAUAUCGAUCGUCCGGGGAUGUGACAUUUGCUGUAGAACUUAAAAAUUGACUGUUAGAGAAGUUCGCUGCCAUCUGCAUCACGCUCCUUCCGUGCAAACACACACACACAUCCACACGGAAAUGACAGACAAAUGGAUCUUACGGAAAGCUGUUCAGUCUGGUGUGAGACUCAUUUAAAAAAAAAAAAAAAAAAAAAAAAGGAAACACAAGAAUGGCCUCAUUUAUGUGUGCAUUCUGUUUGUACAGUGAGUAGUGAGUCAGUAAGACCCCAGUUAUUGUAAAACUUCAACUGUGACAAUGUUGAGAACGCAAAAUAAACAAAUA
Messenger RNA from Syngnathoides biaculeatus (alligator pipefish), 6943 nucleotides. Its product is annotated as IQ motif and SEC7 domain-containing protein 1-like. Lineage: Eukaryota; Metazoa; Chordata; Actinopteri; Syngnathiformes; Syngnathidae. Gene Ontology annotation, molecular function: protein binding; guanyl-nucleotide exchange factor activity. Gene Ontology annotation, biological process: actin cytoskeleton organization; regulation of ARF protein signal transduction. The record is from RefSeq and is a predicted model, not a curated record. The coding region runs from base 405 to 4118 and encodes 1237 amino acids. The transcript has 16 exons.